This is a messenger RNA of Aspergillus nomiae NRRL 13137, 891 nucleotides long. RefSeq names its product proteasome core particle subunit alpha 5 (gene pup2). The record is from RefSeq and is a predicted model, not a curated record. Gene Ontology annotation, cellular component: nucleus; proteasome core complex; proteasome core complex, alpha-subunit complex. Gene Ontology annotation, biological process: proteasome-mediated ubiquitin-dependent protein catabolic process. Lineage: Eukaryota; Fungi; Ascomycota; Eurotiomycetes; Eurotiales; Aspergillaceae. Bases 1 to 738 code for a protein of 245 amino acids. The transcript has 4 exons.
AUGUUCAUCGCGCGAUCGGAAUAUGAAUUAUUACAGCACCUUCUCCCCCGAGGACGUUUAUUCCAGGUCGAGUACUCUCUUGAAGCUAUCAAACUAGGUUCGACAGCGAUCGGUGUCGCAACCAACGAAGGCGUCAUCCUGGGCGUUGAGAAACGUGUCACAUCUACUCUUCUUGAAGCCUCUUCUGUCGAAAAGAUUGUCGAGAUUGAUCAGCACAUCGGCUGUGCUAUGUCCGGUCUGCAGGCAGAUGCCCGGAACCUCGUCGAGCAUGCCCGCGUUGAGUGCCAAAACCAUGCCUUCCACUAUGCUGAACCACUGCGAGUUGAGAGCUGCACCCAGGCCAUUUGCGAUUUGGCCCUGAGAUUCGGAGAGACCGGGGAUGACGAAGAAAGCGUGAUGAGUAGGCCUUUUGGUGUUGCUUUGUUGAUCGCGGGUUUUGAUGAGGAUGGCCCUCAACUAUAUCACGCUGAGCCAUCCGGUACAUUCUACCGAUACGAUGCGAAGGCCAUUGGAUCCGGAAGCGAGGGUGCGCAAGCGGAACUGCAGAACGAAUAUCACCGCUCCCUCACUCUAGAAGAAGCGGAGACACUGGUCCUCAAGACACUGAAGCAGGUCAUGGAGGAGAAGCUAGACGCCAAAAACGUUCAGCUUGCCAGUGUGACCAAGGAGAAGGGCUUCCGUAUCUACAAUGAUGAGGAGAUGGGACGGGCUGUUGCGACCUUGGGUGGUAAUCAAUAAGCGAAUUAAUGCACAAUGAUUGUGAUGAGCCUAUGCGUUAUAUUGAGAAUACAUGUCAUACAUGGGCUGGUAUUUGUUCUGGAAGUCGAAUAGAAAAGAUCUGUCUAAUGAUUUAUCCCUCAAGCCUUGUUCCGACCCGAUAGGACUUCGCUG